AAGAAGAUCAGGAAUCUGCUGUGGAGUUAACAAUUUUGUCAUCAGAUGAGAACUCACUGAAGCAGUGAGAAGGUAAAAUAAUACCCACCCUCCCAUCCCAACGACGAUGUCGGUCACUCAUAGCAAUGCAUCAUUAAAUGGGACAAGCCACCCGAACCAGGGAAUUAUGGAUAUACCCAAAGAUCAGAAGUCUUUGAACCUUUUUCUCUUUUGUUUGACUUUCGUCAUUACGUUCACAGCCCUUCUGGGCGGCAUUUAUUCGCUGGUGUCUCUGCUGAGGAUGCAGAGCAAAAGUACUAUUUCCAUGCUCGUGACUUCCUUGACGGUGGAUGACCUGAUCAGUGUGGUGCCAGUGACGGUCUUCAUGCUCAAGCUCUGGACAAACGAGAUGCUUCCCCCGACCUUGUGCACAGCUUCGGCAUUGCUGUACUUAUUUCAGGGUUUCUCGAGCAAUCUAAUGGGGUCUCUUAUAGUUUCUUAUAACUUCUACAGCCUCAGCAAAGCGGGUAGCAGCCAAGGGACCAACAAGAGGCCGGUCAGCAUGAUUUGGGCUGUUCUCACUGUUUGGAUGGUCAGUUUGCUGACCUGCAUUUUGCCUCUGUGUGGCUGGGGGACCUACACCUCCACCUCCUGGGGAUGCCUUACGGACUGCAGCAGCUCUUACAUCUUAUUCCUCUUUAUAAUCUACUCGUUGUGUUUCUGCCUCCUCCUUGUGCUCUCCAUUCCUCUAAUUUAUCAGUUAUUGUGCUCGGACGAGCAUCAUCAUCUGUAUGAUGACUACCAUCAAAUCACCCGAGGAUAUUUCUCUCCAGGGUCUCCACCCACUGGUCGUCACACACUGUCCCUUUCUCCAGAAGACACUGUGAAUAAAACCUCGAAGCAUUUCCAUGACACUUGUCAGAACUCUGUCCCGAUAAGCCGGCAAAGUCCAGUUGACCAUGGUGGACCGGACCGCUACGGCACACAAAGCGAGCCGUGCAACAGCCGAAACUUCACCGUGGAAUUUGCUCAGAAGCGUUUCUCGCUGAUUCUGGCUCUGACAAAAGUCAUUCUUUGGCUCCCGAUGAUGAUUCAAAUGGUUGUCCAACACACUGUUGGGUUUCAAAGUCUUUCCUUUGAGAUAUUCAGCUUUCUGCUAACUUUGCUCGCAGUGACGGUCACCCCAGUAUUUGUCUUGUCAGAACACUGGAGCCACUUGCCUUGUGGCUGUAUCAUCAACUGCAGAAGGAAUGUCUACACUGUAUCCUCAGAAGAAAGCAAGACCAAAAGAAAAGGCUUUGAAUUCAAUCUGUCAUUUCAACAAGGUUAUGGAAUCUAUAAGAUAUCCCAUGACAACCGCCAUAGUGAUGAUGGCAACUCGAUCUCAUACCACAGUUUGCUCAACUACGAUGGUGAGAAUACAAAAGAGACUCGAAAGGAGAGCAGCAAAAUUGAGUUCAGCACCAUCUCCCUAGAGGACAGCUCCGUGCUUAAAGAUCCAGCCAAGUGCAAAAAAACAGUGGGCACAGACACUAAACAAGACCUUGCCAAGGAGAAAUUCAUGGACUGCCUGCUUUCCAACAAAACAGGCACAUAUAAAAAUGAAGAGGUCAGGAACAUUGAGAAGUGCACUUAUUUUGAAGGACAGGAAAGAAGGCUUUCUCAUGAGGAAGGCCGAAAGCCGGAACUCUCAGACUGGGAGUGGUGCAGAAGUAAGUCGGAAAGGACCCCUCGACAGCGGUCAGGUGGUGCCCUAGCUAUUCCUUUGUGUGCGUUUCAAGGGACCGUAUCUCUCCAUGCGCCCACAGGAAAAACUCUUUCUUUAUCUACAUAUGAAGUAAGCACUGAAGGACAGAAAAUUACACCCACCUCGAAGAAAAUUGAAGUCUAUCGCUCCAAGAGUGUGGGUCAUGAGCCAAACCCGGAGGAUUCUCCAACCACAUUUGCCGACACAAGCGUGAAGAUUCAUUUAGAGGUGCUUGAAAUUUGUGACAACGAAGAAGCCAUGGACACUGUGUCCAUCAUCAGUAAUAUCAGCCAGUCCUCCACCCAAGUCCGAUCUCCAUCUUUGCGUUAUUCUCGAAAAGAAAAUAGAUUUGUCUCCUGUGAUUUAGGGGAAACCGCUUCCUAUUCACUCUUCAUACCCUCAAACAAUCCUGACAGCGAUAUUAACAUAUCAAUUCCUGAUACUGUGGAAGCUCACAGGCGGAAUAGCAAAAAGCAACAUAUGGAGAAAGAAGGUUAUCAAGAAGAGAUUCAAAUGUUAAACAAAGCAUACAGAAAAAGAGAAGAAGACGGUGUGAGCAACUAA
Messenger RNA from Elgaria multicarinata webbii, 2290 nucleotides. RefSeq names its product G protein-coupled receptor 149 (gene GPR149). The transcript is spliced from 4 exons. Bases 107 to 2290 code for a protein of 727 amino acids. The record is from RefSeq and is a predicted model, not a curated record. NCBI's taxonomy places the organism in Eukaryota, Metazoa, Chordata, Lepidosauria, Squamata, Anguidae. Gene Ontology annotation, biological process: neuropeptide signaling pathway. Gene Ontology annotation, cellular component: plasma membrane; neuron projection. Gene Ontology annotation, molecular function: neuropeptide binding; G protein-coupled receptor activity.